UGUUUUCUUGGACACUCCUAGCUGCUAUCCCGCCUCUGUGGUAAUUACCUGUUCCCCCCUCGGAGAGCCAUGGCCGAGGAGGCCCCGGGAUCUCCCCUCACAUCUCAGCAUGACGAGGUACUCCAGCAGCGGGUGGCUGCUCUGGAGCUGGAGAGGACGGAGUUCAUCCGACUCAAGCAGCAGCUGGAGGCCGAGUUCAACCAGAAGAGGGCCAAGUUUAAGGAGCUCUACCUGUCCAAGGAAGAGGAGCUUCAGAGGAGGACCUCGGCGCUGGAGGAGGCUCAGAAUGAGCUCAUCUCCAUGAAAGGCCAGCUGACCCAGGCGCGGGCCGAGAUCGAGACCAUCAAGGCCGUGGCCACCGUCUCAGAAAACACCAAGCAAGAAGCCAUCGACCAGGUCCGCAGCCAGUGGCAGGAGGAAGUGGCGUCGCUGCAGGCCAUCAUGAAAGACACAGUAUGCGAGUAUGAGGUCCAGUUCCACCAGCGCCUGGAGCAGGAGCGGGCCCAGUGGAACCAGUACCGCGAGGCCAUGGAGAGAGAGCUGGGCGACCUGCGGCGGCGCCUCACCGAGGGUCAGGAGAAGGAGAACCUGGAGGAUGAAAUGAAGAAAGCUCAGGAGGAUGCGGACAAGCUGCGGUCGGUGGUGAUGCCUCUGGAGCAGGAGAUCACAGCUCUGAAGGCCAAGCUGACCUCCAGCGAGGACAAGGUGAAGGAGCUGGAGGCCUCAAAGGUGAAGGAGCUCAACCAUGUUCUGGAAGCUGAGAAGUCGUGUCGAACGGACCUGGAGAUGUACGUGGCCGUUCUGAACACGCAGAAGUCCGUCCUGCAGGAAGACGCUGAGAAACUGCGGAGGGAGCUUCACGAAGUCUGUCAUAAACUGGAGCUGGAGCGGCAGCAGCACAACCAGCUGAAGCACACAUGGCAGCGAGCAAACGACCAGUUCCUGGAGUCCCAGCGUCUUCUCAUGAGGGACAUGCAGAGGAUCGAGAACGUGCUCUCCUCCGAACAGCUGCGGCAGGUGGAGGAGAUGAAGAAGAAAGACCAGGAAGAGGAAGAACGGCUGAGCCAGGUGAGGGACUUUCAGGAGGAAGAUGGAGGAGACAACACGGAGCCGUUGGAGGACUACCUUGGAAUGAGCGUGGAGGAGUACCAUACCAACCACAGUACACAUGGGUCUGUGCACUCAUUGGACACUGAGGUGGUGGCGGGGAGCCCCUCUGACCCCUACAAGGACAACCUGCGGAGGGUCCAGUCCACCGACAGCCUCGGCUCCUCGCUGUCUUCCCAGCAGGCUCUCGGAGGUCACAACCACAAGGCCAAGUCUGCCAGCAACUUAGACGAGUCAGACUUUGGGCCCCUGGUUUCGGCGGAGUAUGGGGCGACGGACAGUAGUUUUGGCGAAACCACGUCGGUCAGCUCGAUCAAGUUAACGGCGAGCCACUUCCUGCUGACUAAAGACCAGGAGAAGGCAAUCAAAGCCAUGACGCCGGAGCAGGAGGAGACGGCGUCGCUGCUGUCCAGCAUCUCUCAGGCCCCCGACGCCGCCUACCUACCGCCUGCAGGCUACCGGCUCGUCAGCGACACAGAGUGGAACCUGCUGCAGCAGGAGGUGAAGAACGCCGGCAGGAAACUGGGCCGCCGCUGUGACAUGUGCUCCAACUACGAGAAGCAGCUGCAGGCCAUUCAAGGCCAGGAGGCCGACACUCGAGACCAGGUAAAGAAGCUGCAGGUCAUGCUUCGCCAGGCCAACGACCACCUGGACAGAACGAUGAUGGAGAAACAAAAUUUGGAAGAUUCUAUCAAUAUGGGGAACGAGGAAAAUGCUGCUAAGGUGUCCGCUCUCACGCAGAGAGUCCAGGAGUCCGAAACUCUGCUCUGCACACUCCAGCAGGCUUUCAGUGAGGCCAAGAGGAAAACUCAAGAGCAGAUGGUGGUGCUGGUGAAGUCCAGGGAGCAGGUGGCAGAGGAGCUGAGUCGCCUGCAGAGAGACAACGAGAGCCUGCAGGGAAAACACCGGCUGCACGUGGAGCUGCAGCAGCAGGAGGACUUCCAGAUGCCCAACACUGUGCAGGAGCUGCAGGGUCUGGUGUUCCAGUGUCGUGAAGACAUGGUGGCGCUGCGGACGUCUGCAGAUCACAUGGAGGAGAAGCUGAAGGCUGAGAUCCUAUUUCUGAAGGAGCAGAUCCAGGCGGAGCAGUGCCUGAAGGAGAACCUGGAGGAGACUCUGCAGCUGGAGAUCGAGGGCUGUAAAGAGGAAAUAGACAUCCUGGAAGCGUCUUUUUCUAGUUUGAAGACGGAGAUGGAGCGAAUAAAAGCAGAGAAGGAGAAGCUGCGGAGCAGUUUAACGGAAAAGAUGGAGACGCUGGAGCGCCUCGGGGGCCUCAAGGUCAGCCUGGAGCAGCAGGUCAGAGAGCUCGCAUCUGCAAAGAGCGCUCUUGAAAGCCAGGUUCUGGACGAAAGAGACAAAGCCCAGCGGCUGCAGACCGAGCUGGACGUGAGCGAGCAGGUCCAGAAGGACUUCGUCAAACUUUCUCAGACGCUACAGGUCCAGUUGGAGCGAAUACGACAAGCCGAGUCUUUGGACCGGAUCAAAGUGAUUCUCAACGACACCAACUUGACGGACAUCAACCAGCUUCCAGAGACAUGAUGCUUCUGAACGAGGCGGGCCCCCCCCCCCCUUUUUUUUUUCUCUGAGUGUCCACCCCCUCCCACCCCCACCCCCACCCCAAACCUCCUCAGUUUAACGUGUAAGGAUGAAGAUGGAGCUGGGUGUACAUUAGAGUGCAGCGCAGAUAGAAACGAUGAAGAGGAACACUACUCUGUAAAUAAGUAAAUGUGUGGCUGUGGACAGUGGAACGGUUUGGGGGGGGGCUCAUUUCUAAUGUAAAUGUAACUCCAUAUUAGCUCAACCAAAAAAAAAAAAAAAGAAAGUGUCGUCCGCUGAAGCACUUUCCAUCCUGCAGCCUCUUUUGCUUUUUAACCUCUUUCUCCUCCUUCGCUCGAACACUCGAAGGCGCCAUGAAGGACAGAAAUAUUUGCACAUUAUGGAGCUGGGAGGGAAAGAAACGCGGGCGAGCGACCCCCCCACGUGUCCUCACCGGUUCGCGGAAGCUCCAAGUCCGACCAGGCUUUUGUCGUGACCUUAUUUCUGUUAGAAAACACUAGUGGAUCCAUUUCAUUUCAGGAUGUUGGACUUUGACGGCUCCCGCUUUCUGCUCCUCCAACCGUGAUUGGAUGGAGGAUUAUUUCAGAUUAUUGAAGAGCACAAAAGGCCUGUGAACACUCGUCCAACCCCUCACCUAAACUGUCCUCAAACGGUUGCAUCUGUGAAGGAUUCCAUGAACACUUUUGACAUAAACGGUAAAACAAAAAUACACAAAAAAAAAAAGAAGUGCAUCCCCGAGGACAACUGCUACAAAACCAAAUCUCCAAAAGCAUUUGUUUUAUCUUCAGGCCUCACAAACUGACUGACGGCUGCUUAUCUUACAGGAACAGCAGAGGUUUCAACUGAAAUAGGUAAAAAAAAAAAAAAGCAGUGAGAUUUCUAAACAAAUGCUGCAGUUUUUGCUGGAAAUUCAAAAGUUGAGCUCUCAUUGGGAUAAAAAGCCUUUGGGGUUUUUCAAAUUAAAACCGAUUCACACACACACACAAAAAAAACAUUCAUUAUUUUAAAUUUCAAAUUAAAGCUUGGAGAUCUUUUAUGUUUAUAACGGGUGGGUUCUGCAACAAUAAGAAAAAGAUGGACAUGGAAGCCUCAUCACGUCUGCGUGAUUUCCACCGCUUCCCGGCGAGGUUGUGACAUCAUCUGUGAUGAGGUGAAUCCUUCAUAAACCCCGAAAAGAAAGAAAUUCUGAACCGUUUCGGUGACACUUGUUCUGUUUUGUAGAUAUCUUGAGUUGUAUUUAUGAGGACAGGAAGUCGAUGGAGCGAUGACCUGUUUGUUUUCGUACAGAAGCAUUGUUGUGUUUUCAUUGUGAUGACAUGAAUCCUGCUUGAUGUGGCAUUAACGUGAGGAAAGGUGGCGUGCUGUCACCUCACCUCUGUUCAUGCAAUUCUGAUACAUUAAUGAUAGAUUUCUCACAAAAUGUCUGUUUAAUCCCAAAGGUAUUGUUCUUGACAAAAAAAAUCUACAUUUUAAAUCAUUUUCUUUUUGUUUCUUUGCUUUGGCCACUCAUGAAAAUUAAAAAGAAAUUGUUUCAUUAGAAUGACACCAUCUUCAUUCUCCAACUUGAAAAGUUCUGCUCCUUCAGAGGGAUUCAACAGAACAUUUUGUGUUUCCUGCCUUUGAUUUCAGCGAUCAAUUAACUUAAUUUACACACAAUUAACACACUGAUCCAGUUUGAAAGAUUUAGUAUCAAAAUAAAAUGGUGAGAGAAAAUGUCUCCUGGUUGCUCCACACUGGAAAAUGAGCUGUUGGAUGGAAUUGUAAUGUUGCUCAGACUUAGGAAAAGGCAUGUUUGAUGAAGACUUUUGAACAAUACUGACUAUAAACUACUGCCCACUGA
This is a messenger RNA of Oryzias latipes (Japanese medaka), 4504 nucleotides long. NCBI's taxonomy places the organism in Eukaryota, Metazoa, Chordata, Actinopteri, Beloniformes, Adrianichthyidae. The record is from RefSeq and is a predicted model, not a curated record.